Monopterus albus (swamp eel) is the source of this 2685-nucleotide messenger RNA. It is a transcript of the gene ttc9, whose product is annotated as tetratricopeptide repeat domain 9. Gene Ontology annotation, biological process: protein folding; negative regulation of apoptotic process. The transcript has 3 exons. NCBI's taxonomy places the organism in Eukaryota, Metazoa, Chordata, Actinopteri, Synbranchiformes, Synbranchidae. The record is from RefSeq and is a predicted model, not a curated record. The coding region runs from base 191 to 937 and encodes 248 amino acids. Gene Ontology annotation, cellular component: mitochondrial envelope; endomembrane system; membrane. Gene Ontology annotation, molecular function: protein binding; protein folding chaperone.
AUAGGCUGGUUGGGGGAGAAAAACGAGAACAGGCUACAACGGAGGAGCGCGCAUCGCGCAGGAUUGCGCACAGAGACGACGUAGUCGCGACAGUGGCAACGCGGGCGCGACUACGACCGAGAAGAUGCAUUGAAGGAGCCUCAGUUUCCCAGUUAAUUUAGGACCGGGCGCCAGGGCAACUAUAACGAAAAUGUCGAAAAUGAGCGUGAUCCAGUCCGGGUACGACGGAAGGGAAGGCGGCAGAGGCAGCCUCACGGACAACAACAGCGGCUCCCCGAGGCUCCAGCAGUGCGCUCAGCCUCCCAGCAGCAGCAGUCGGACCAAAGAUGCCAGAUACCACCAGCAGCUUCAGCAGCAGCGGCAUCAUGGUGGGUCGAUGCUAAAACAACCAUCCCACAACGAGCCAGCUGAUGUCGUGAGGCGGGCGCUGGACUUCAAGACCCAAGGAACCCAGUGCUAUAAGGAUAAGAAGUACCGAGAGGCGAUUGGCAAGUAUCACCGCGCUUUGCUGGAGAUCAAGGGGCUGUGCAGGGUGCUAGGGGAUCCCGACGACACCAGCUCCAAGUCCGCGUCCUCCCUCUUGCCGACCAUCAGCAAGUCCACCACUCUGACAGAUGAGCAGAAGGGGGCCAUGGAGAAUGCAGAGUUGGAGUGUUACAACAGUCUGGCCGCUUGCCUUUUACAAAUGGAGCUGGUGAACUAUGAACGAGUGAAAGAAUACUGUCUCAAAGUGCUACACAAAGAGGGGAAGAACUUCAAAGCUCUUUACCGCUCUGGAGUGGCCUAUUACCACCUAGGAGACUUCCAGAAGGCCCUGUACUACCUGAAGGAGUCACACAAACAGGAGCCAUCAGACACCAACGUCAUCCGCUACAUCCAGCUGACAGAGAUGAAGAUUCGCCGGAAUGCCCAACGGGAAAAAAAAGAGGCGACAUAAGCCCUCGUUUUCUGAUGACUUCUCACCUGUCAUAAAUUUCAGCCCACUGUGUGCCACCCGGACCUUACACGCCACCAGUCAGAGGUCUUGGUGUCAAACAAUGUUAUGUUUACUUUUGCCUUGCACAGCAUCUAGUUGCCAGUUAUGUGAUUGAAGUUCACCGUUGUGUGCUUGAAGCGGUUUUUUAAAUAUUUGUACCAGACACUGGGCUUCUGUCACCAAACAACACCCAAACCUACCUAGUAUGAAUCCUUCCCAAGUAUGUUUUCACCAUUACAAACUGAUACGCUGCCAGUCCAAACACUGCACACACAGGCCAACACUUGUGAUAGAGACAGGAGCACCAAGGUCCACAGAGUGAGUCCAACAUGUCUGAAAGUGAGUAACUGUAAAUUAGCACCUGCCCUCGCACAAGAUGUGAGUAACAACCACCUACACUUUGACAUUUGAAAGUACUACAAAAAACAAGAUUUUUUAAAAAUACUUUGAAUUAUAUCUGAAUAAAAGGUGCUUUCAGUAAGUACGUUUCUAACUCAAAAUGUGGGGCACUGACAUCAAGAGCACAUGGUUGCUAAAUGAGACAUAUCACAAACUGUAAAUAGGCUACUUUAUAAAAAUCACAAAAAUAUAUUGGAGAGGUAAGCUAUGUAAGUUAUGUUUAUUAAUGCAAAAACGAAGCACUCCAUCCACAGCAUUUACUGUACAAACAAAUACUGUGUAUUUAUUGUAAGGGUAUGUGUGUAAUAAAUGUCUAUUGAUUAAAAUAUUUUUGUGGUGUUUCCCCUCAGUUGUCCAUUUUCAUUUUCCUCCUACUGCACGUCCUUCAUAAGCUAAAAUAAAUCUAUGGAUAAGUGUAAAUGUGUAAAUAAAGAAGUGAAUCGAUGAUUAGGAAAAAGUCCUGCAGUACAAACGACUGUGACACAGUUCAGCUGUUUUCUAUGAUUUUACUCAAACCAGUGUGUUCCAGUGCAAAUGCAAGUGAGUCAGUAACAGUAUUAUUCCCCUUGUGAACAAUGUCUGUCAGCAACACUGAGAUCAGCUUAUUUGUGGUAACAUUCCAAACAGAUAAUGACACCUUGGCUAUACCUCGGAGGGGUGCUUCAUUUCAACUAGCACCCAUGGUUGAAAUACUGAGUUUGACCAGUGAGCAGGAUCACAUUCUGCAGAGAAAAAGCAUUCACAUUUACAUGUAUAUGGAGUCAAACUUACAGUAGAUACAGAUCACAUCUCAGUGGAUACGACCCUCCUGGCCGCGAGGUCACUUGAUGGGAAAAUAAGGUGGGACAAAAAGGCAUCAAGACCGGAGUCAGAUAGUGUUUCUAUCCAUUAUUUUUAAAUAGGUGACAACUAAUUAGCUCUUUUUACCCGAUAGUUUGACAGUAGGUGGCUCAGACAACGACCUCUGACCUACCUGAAACUAUGCCCAGCUUGCAGGUUUAAACAAACAGGCGAUAUUAUUUGCAAAUAAUCAAAAUCUUUUGAAAACAAUAUUUAAGCCCAAGCUGAUCCAAACAAACCCAGGUCACAUAUGGAAACAAAAUGAAAGCAAUGUGCAGAACACAGUUCUAAUACAUUUAGCUCAGCAAAACACAUUUUUGGGCCGUUUUCAUUAUUGAUUAAUUUGAUUAUUCUAAUAAAAAUGUCCCAUCGUUAAUUAAUCAACUUAUAAAUUCAGCUGAAGUUCUCUAUUCGGACUGAAACUAUUUGUUGCACCUUGGUGAAGAAACCGGAAAUUCCUGAUUGAUUGA